AAGAAUAGUAAACUUUUAGUUAGCGUUUUGUAUUUAACUUUUUUUAUUCAGUUAAUUUUGUUUUUCUAUUCUAUUAAAUAUUCUCAUUUACAAUUAACUGUGAUAUUAAUUGUCUAUCAAGUGUAUUAAUCUGUGAUCAUCAAAAAUUCUAUCACCAUCUUUGCUGUGUGUUGAUUGUUCUUUCUUCUUCUUCACUGGUGCCUAUUUGUUUUCUAUUCUCUUUUUUUUUCUUCUCUUGGUGUUGUAAAGAAAGACACUUUUUCACGAAGACAAUUUAGAGUUCAAUCAAUUUUUUUCUCUUCUAUUUCAUCUUUGUGAUUGUUUUCCUCUUCUUCUCCUCUGUAAAUGGAUUAAUUUAAAGCCAAGAGGCUGGGUGGCUUACCGUCAAAUCCAAAGUAAUCUGAUCUAUUGUGGUUAUCAUUGGUUAAUGGGUCAGAAAACCUCUUCUUUGCAUAAAAGCUGCUCCAAUGGGGGCAACCGAGAUGAUCGGUCUAUUCACUGUUCUCCGGGUAACUGGACCUCCACCCGUAAACACUUAAACUCUUCCGGUGGUGGACCUGGAUAUGGAAAUGGUCUCUGUGGUACAGGUGAUUGUGGUGAUUCAGGUCGACCAGGUCGACUUGAUGUACUUUUAGAUAUGCCUCCUGUUGAUUAUGAAGUAAUGUCACAACAUGCCUGGAAUCCGGAUGAUAGGUCACUUAACAUAUUCAUUAAAGAAGAUGAUGUAUUCACUUUCCACCGACAUCCAAUGGCUCAAAGUACCGAUUGUAUAAGAGGUAAAAUGGGUUAUACCCGGGGAAUGCAUCUUUGGGAGAUCACCUGGAAUACAAGGCAAAGAGGAACCCAUGCUGUGGUUGGUGUUGCCACUGCUGAAGCUCCCCUACAUUCCCAAGGUUAUCAGUCACUUGUUGGUUCUAAUACGGAAUCAUGGGGUUGGGACCUUGGACGUAGUUUACUUUAUCAUGAUUCCAAGAAUAACACCACCGGACAAUCAUAUCCUGCUUAUCUGAGACCUGACGAAACUUUUAAUGUUCCAGAUAGUUUUCUUACCGUUUUAGACAUGGAUGAAGGAACACUUUCCUUUAUCGUUGACAAUCAAUACCUUGGUGUUGCCUUUAGUGGACUAAAAGGAAAAAAAUUAUAUCCCAUCGUUAGUGCCGUUUGGGGACAUUGUGAGAUUACCAUGAAAUACCUUGGUGGACUUGAUCCUGAACCAUUACCUCUUAAAGAUAUAUGUCGACGAGUCAUUAGGAAGCAGAUUGGGAAACAACGUCUACAUCGACUGCAAACAGAAAUAACAUUACCUAAUACGCUUAAAUCAUAUUUAUUGUAUCGAAAAUCUUUUUUACUGUAAACAAUUUGAACAAAUCAUUGAAAUAAUAACCACUGUCUUUGACAAUUAACAAACUCCACAUAA
Panonychus citri (citrus red mite) is the source of this 1417-nucleotide messenger RNA. Its product is annotated as SPRY domain-containing SOCS box protein 1-like. Gene Ontology annotation, biological process: proteasome-mediated ubiquitin-dependent protein catabolic process. Gene Ontology annotation, cellular component: SCF ubiquitin ligase complex. The coding region runs from base 428 to 1354 and encodes 308 amino acids. The transcript has 3 exons. Gene Ontology annotation, molecular function: protein binding. The record is from RefSeq and is a predicted model, not a curated record. Lineage: Eukaryota; Metazoa; Arthropoda; Arachnida; Trombidiformes; Tetranychidae.